CCCCGAACAUGACUGACGAAGAGAGCGAAUUUCUCCUUCCCAAAAGAUGCCUUGAUUUUCUGAAUAAGUGGCGUUACUGUGCUUCAGCUUACAAUCAAUUUCAUCAGUACUACAUAUUUGGAAGAUUCAAGAAUUGCAGUCAAAUCAAAACUAAUUUCAAGAAUUGUGUCAAAUGGAGGACGUUUAAGUCUGAAGAGGCUAAGGUUGCUUUAAUAGAGGCUUUGAAAAGAGAGAAAAGUGAAGAUAUGAGGCUCGAUGGACUCAAUGACGUGGAGCCUGUAUGGGAUGUGAGGACUGAACCACCUAGAGAAUGGAACGAUGAUGUUGAAGGGAACGAUGACGUCGAAGGGACGACUGCUGACACAUAGUUUGUAUGUAAAAGCACAGUAUGAAAGAUUUAUUUUCUUUCGAAUCCCAACUAAAUUAUGCAUAUGUAAUAGAUGGUUUUCCAGGCUAUAGACUAGCAGACUUUCUCCUGGGUGUUUUAUUUCAGACAGCCUAGAGAAUUUGCUGUAAAUGAUGUAGAACAAAUGUCUCGGA
Corticium candelabrum is the source of this 540-nucleotide messenger RNA. Its product is annotated as UPF0545 protein C22orf39 homolog. Bases 9 to 368 code for a protein of 119 amino acids. The record is from RefSeq and is a predicted model, not a curated record. The transcript has a single exon. Lineage: Eukaryota; Metazoa; Porifera; Homoscleromorpha; Homosclerophorida; Plakinidae.